UAUGAUCAAAGUAUUCAGAAUGCUAAAUAUGAGACCCCUCUAUACAUUUGCAGCUGAUAAGACUCCAGCUACAACAUAGAGCAAACCACAACAAGCCAAACCAAUCUAAGUUUAUAAGGAUGGACAAUUAAUCACUAAGAAUUUUUUACAAUUGAAGAAGUCAUAAGAUAUUGAGGGAUAUGUUCUUACCUUAGUCAAAAAUUAUUAUAGAACAACCAAUAAAGUAAUACUUGUUAUAUAUCUUGGCAGUCAGCUAUCACUUUGGAUUCUGAAUUGGAACAACAUGGUUUAGAUAGUUUAGAUUCUAUUGAAUUAUCUAUGCAAGUAAUGUAAUUUAUUAAUAAUAGAUUGAAGAGGAUUUAGGUUAUGUGAUUUCAGCUGAAACAUUGCCAGUCUUGAAUAAAAUCAGACAUUAUGUCAAUUACAUUAAGUAGGUUGAAUAAUAUAAGGUAGAAAACAAUGCUGCUCCAUUAGCAUGAU
This is a messenger RNA of Paramecium pentaurelia, 480 nucleotides long. The record is from the annotation of a GenBank genome assembly. NCBI's taxonomy places the organism in Eukaryota, Ciliophora, Oligohymenophorea, Peniculida, Parameciidae.